UACGAGUCGUUUUUUUGACCCAAACAAGCGCCGGUGGCCAGCUGCGUGCUUCUCCUUCUUCCUUCCUUUCCCAUUUCCCCUUCUUCCCCCAUUUCCUUGCCUAUUCCUCCAUUCCCUUCUUCUAUGUCGUUGAAUUAAUCGAAUUGGAUUCCCGGCAUUCACAACCCAUUUCUUCAAUUCUCGAUUCGGAGCUCCUAAAUGCCCCCAUCGCCGGAAUUUCGCGGAAAAUAGCGCGCUCGAGGAAGGGCUUCGCGCCUCGUCUUUCUCCGUGCGUGUGUGUAAUUUCUGGUGUUCGUGGUCUCUCUUUCUGCUCGUUACUCCGAUUGAUUCUCUCCCGUCUCCGGGGAGGGCGGCCGUCGGGGUAUCUUCUGCGUCUUGGGCUUUUCUUCUGGAGGUUAGGGUUUGUCCGCGCGGGUGGGAAAAAUGAAGUCCCCGCUCGGUAAGUUCCGGGGAUUUAAACUCCACAAAAGUGAUUCGAAAGAUAAAAGGGACUUCCUGCAUCCAGCUCACUUAGAUGAGCUCGCUCAAGCUGCCGAGGACAUGCAGGAUAUGAGAAACUGCUAUGAUAGCUUACUUUCAGCAGCUGCUGCAACAGCAAACAGUGCUUACGAAUUCUCGGAGUCACUGCGGGAAAUGGGGACCUGUUUGCUGGAGAAAACUGCAUUGCACGAUGACGAAGAAAGUGGCAAAAUUCUGUUAAUGUUGGGGAAAGCACAAUUUGAACUUCAGAAGUUUGUUGAUAACUACCGGUCUCACAUAUUCCUGACAAUUACAAAUCCAUCUGAAUCUCUUCUAAACGAACUUCGGACAGUUGAGGAUAUGAAAAGACAGUGUGAUGAGAAAAGGUAUUGGUUCAGGAAUGUUUAUGAAUAUAUGGCUGCCCAGCAAAAAGAAAAGGGAAGGUCAAAGAGUGGAAAAGGCGAAAGUUUCACUAUGCAGCAAUUACGAUCUGCUCAUGAAGAAUACAAUGAAGAGGCAACAUUGUGCAUUUUCCGGUUGAAAUCUCUGAAGCAAGGGCAGUCCAGAAGCCUGUUAACUCAGGCUGCUCGUCAUCAUGCAGCUCAGUUAAAUUUCUUUAGGAAAGGGCUGAAGUCCCUUGAGGUGGUCGAUCCACAAGUAAAACUAGUUACCGAACAACAUCAUAUUGAUUACCAGUUCAAUGGACUGGAAGAUGACAGUAGGGAGGAUGGUGAAGACGAUGCUGAAGCUAUUAAUGAUACCACUGAAGGCGGGGAACUAAGUUUUGAUUAUAGACUAGAUAAUAAGAAGCGUUAUGAUACUUUGCCUUCAAGGAGUUCAAUGGAGGUUGAUGAUCUUUCAUUCCCACGGCAUUUUGGAACAAACGCAGAGUUGAACCCGGACAGAAACCACGGAGAUUUACCAAUCUCAAGUAGAGAACCUAAGUCAGGGAGUCACUCAGCACCAAUUUUCCCUGAAAGGAAGUUCGAUCCAGGCGAAAGAAUAAGACAAAUGCAACACUCGCCAAGGAAGAGCAACAAUGCUUACGUGCUCCCCACGCCAGGCGAUGCCAAAUUUGCAGUCUCUUCCCGAACAAGCACUUCAACUUCACAGACAAAGUCAACAACUGAUUAUGGUAUGCGGGCUCCUCUGUGGCAUUCUUCCCCACUGGAUCAAAAGAGGCCCGAGAAAGAUCCUGGAGAGAGCAAUGGUAGUAGUAAUCCCUCCACCACCCAGUUGCUGCCUCCUCGAUUGUCAGAGGGAAUCUCAUAUGAUAACAACAAGGGAGUAAGACAAGCUUUCUCAGGCCCAAUAAUUGGCAAGAGCAUGCCGACGACCAAGCAAGGUGUUGUUACAUCUCCAAGAGUAUCGCCAACAGCUUCGCCGCCUCUGUCCUCUCCCAAGAUCAACGAGCUUCAUGAACUCCCUAGGCCGCCUGGCAUUUUGGCUGGGAAACCGGUCAAACCUACAGCAUCCAGUGGCCACUCUGCUCCUCUUGUUAGGAAUAAUGAGCCUUACGUGGUUCACCGGCAUUCUGGUGGUGGGACUACUUUGGCUUCCCCUCUUCCCAUACCACCAUUAUCAGUUUCCAGGAGUUUCUCGAUACCUUCUAGUAGCCAGAGAGCGAUGAGUAUUAAGAACAAGGGUGGAGGAGAGGCUGAUUCUCCGCCACUUACACCGCUAUCACUUGCGAAUCUUAAACUGGCAGCCGCAGUGCCUGACGUAUUCCCUCGUGCUGGCCAAAUUAGAGGAGGGAGCUGAUGAGCGAGGGCACAAAGGUUGUACCUUUCUCCUCAUUUGUUUUGUUUCUUUUGAGGGAUGAGUUUAUGGUAUGGUGGAAAGUGACAAUUUCUGAUAGGGUCUCUCAACAUUCAUCAUGAAGCUCUGGAUACUGUAAAUAUGGUAUGGGAUGGAAGUGAACUGCCACUACGCUAUUUACUUUACUAUUACUCCUACCACUACUACUAGUAGUUGUAAGCAGAAAUGUGAAAUCCCACGAAAUUUUCUUCUUUGAACUGUCAGAGGGUUUGAUUUGAUUAUGCUGGAGAAUGAAGCUCUCCACUUAACUUUUCAUUUCUUUGUAACUCGUCGUCAGUCUCUGUAUAUUGUUGGAUUUUUGGGGGGAUUUUUUGGUGACUUGUUAGAGGGGUUACCCCCACUUUGCUGUCUAACUGAGCUUAAUCAAUAGAAUCAAAUUUUCUCUACUUGUUUGCUCUUUACUCGUGUGGAUCAGUGAACCUACGCGAUUGAUUGAUAUACGAAUC
Messenger RNA from Linum tenue, 2723 nucleotides. The record is from the annotation of a GenBank genome assembly. NCBI's taxonomy places the organism in Eukaryota, Viridiplantae, Streptophyta, Magnoliopsida, Malpighiales, Linaceae.